AUGAGACCUAACCACACCUGUGAUAGUUGUAUACGCAAGAAACGCAAAUGCGAUCGUCUUAAACCCUCUUGCACUCUAUGCCGGCUUUCUGGAAUCGAAUGUAAUUACAAGACUUAUACCAAGCCCGCCACUACUCGUCAGACACUAGAAAAUAAAGUUGCUUCUGCUCAGCCUGCCAGCACCAUGAGUAAUAAUAAAAGGCAUGAACUACUUUCUACUGAAAAACCAGCACUGGCCCAUCAGGAAGCCUUGUUUUCUUCUCAGCUGCCCAUCACUAGCGACGCUGCACUUCUGCAACACUUGCAAGAAACUUCUAUUGAUGCGGCCAUAUCAAUGGCUACCACCAGUACACAUAUGAACCUUGCUAAUCCUCAUUUUGGCUACUCUACAUCCAAUCAGCAUUCAUUUCACUCUUUGAACUUUCGACCCUCUACUUCUGCUCACAACACAGUAUCGUCUUUUGAUGGAAUACCGAAAAAUUUGUUAACUGCUAGCUCAACCGACCAUCAAGCUGUAUUAGCCAUCUCAGAUACGUUCUAUACAUAUGUGCGUCCUCAUUUGGUAUUCUCUUCAGAAGCCUAUCUGCGGAAAAUUCUACCUACUAGUAACUUUGCCAUAUGUGCGGUCAAUGCACUAUGUGCUCUAUGGUCGCAUACUGCCCAAGGUAUGGCGUUGGCUAAAGCGCUGCAUAAGGAGGCAAUCUCUCAUUUGGGAGAAGUAUUGAGAAAUCCCAAACCUGCAGACGCUCUUGGCAUGUCGCUUUUAUCUUUAUGUACCGGCAGAAUAUCUACCAACAACGAAAUUAAUCAUUAUCUGGCCAUGUCAAUUAGAAUCUCAAAAGAUAUGAAUCUAAGCACAGAGGAGGGGAUUGAUGCUCUUGCUUCCUCCGAAUCUGAAAAAGAUGACCUGAGAUGUAUCUGGUGGAGCGUUUACCAAUUCAACCAUUUUAUAAGCAGUUCCUGCAAUAUGGAUAUGUUGAUCAAUGACGAAGAUUGUCUACUGCAACUUCCUUCAGAUAAAUCGAUUUCACAACAACUGCCGCAUGAUUUGGACAACCAGAUGGACAUUGCUGUCAUGUCGCUUUCUGGAUGGUACACUCCGCCCAUCGAAAACCGAGGGCUGCUUGCUAAUUUGCUUAUCAUUCAAAGGAUUCACAGCAAAAUUUCGCAGUUUAGCGUACAGUCUCGCAACGGUACACUAUCAGGAGUAGCCAGGGUUCAAGCACAUAUGCAAUUGGAGGCAUCGUUAUUGGCGUGGUAUAAAGCAUUGCCUAAAUCAAUUCAAACUGAUGCAGCUUUUCAAGACGGAAAUCCACCGGAGCAUUCGGUAGAUGGAUGGCGCCCUAUUGUUCUUCAAGCCAUGUAUCAUGCGGCCCGUAUUAAUUUAUGGAGAAACUUAUUUGCAGACAACGUGCUAGAAUUUUCAGCGUCUGAAUCUACAAACUCAAAAUCGCACUCGACUUAUCAAGUUCGAUCUAAGCAAAGACGGCAGCCGCAUGCCUUGAUGACAGAAUCAAAAGCAAUACGAGAAUCUAUUCAAGCUGCACAAACUUUUGCAUCCGAUUUGGUAAAGCCUAUGCUACGCUACAAUGCAUCGUCCUGUAUCAGCCCAUUUUUUGUACAUGGUAUUUUUUCCUCUGCUGUGUGUCUUGUUACUGCACUCAAGCUUCCCUUUCGACUAGAAGAAACCACGCAGAUUGCUUCAUCUUUGGGGACUCUAAUGAGUGGCUUGCAGUCUGUGAGUAGAUUUUGGAGAUUUGGAUAUUUUGAGUUGGACGUUAUUGAGCAGCUUGCUACCUUUCCAAAUGCUGCAGCAAUUGCCGCUCUAUUCGGAGAUUUACAGUUUCCGAAAAUACUCCGACAAAAGGGUCAUCAUGCAUUAAGGGCCAUGAAAGAAACUGAAUAUUGCAGUGCAUACAGAAUUGAUCCUCGGGACAGCUUCGACACUGGUAUAAAUACGUGUACGAUCGAAUCCUUGUCCCCUGGCGAUGAUGCCAGUGGAGGCGGUGGGGUUGGAUCAUGUGGGGCCAGCAGUACAAGCUACAACACAGGCUCAUCUACAGAUUCACCCAAUCAUCGUUUAAGCAGCACAUUGCCAGUCCAGACUGACAUCUAUGCUACCACUUAUACUGCUGCGUCUGAUUCAUUUGCCUCUACGGAUGUGGUCCCUACUUCCAGUGAGGGCGAGUUUAUGGCUGCCAUGGCAAUGGCAUCUGGUAUCAUGAGCAAAAAUGCAUUUUCAGAGUUGGUGACGCAACCCACAUUGCAACAACUGAUGCAUUUUAAACCACACAUGACUCAAGAUCCAACACAACAUACUGCUCACAACCCCAUUCCACCCAUGCAUUCUUGUCAGAAUUUGGCUCAACAAUCAAAUUCUGACCACACCGAGUUUUUUCAGCUUGAUAGUCAAGUGUUUCCUUCAGCUCCCGAGUGUCUGAUGCCUCUUGACGAUCUGUUUUUAUUUCAAUAAACUUCAUUUCAAUCUUUCAUCACCCUCAAAGC
This is a messenger RNA of Batrachochytrium dendrobatidis JAM81, 2504 nucleotides long. RefSeq lists its product as uncharacterized. Gene Ontology annotation, biological process: DNA-templated transcription; regulation of DNA-templated transcription. The coding region runs from base 1 to 2472 and encodes 823 amino acids. Lineage: Eukaryota; Fungi; Chytridiomycota; Chytridiomycetes; Rhizophydiales. The record is from RefSeq and is a predicted model, not a curated record. Gene Ontology annotation, molecular function: DNA-binding transcription factor activity, RNA polymerase II-specific; DNA binding; zinc ion binding. The transcript is spliced from 2 exons.